Molecule: messenger RNA, 537 nt
Organism: Angiostrongylus costaricensis
Lineage: Eukaryota; Metazoa; Nematoda; Chromadorea; Rhabditida; Metastrongylidae
Source: the annotation of a GenBank genome assembly
AUGACUGGGCGAUCGAUAAGGGGUCAUUAUUUGCAGUUGAAACGACUCACCGUUGCCGAUCUACCGCGAAAUAUUCGUAAGUCGUCAACGUCAUCACGAUCGCUAUCGAUUGUAUCGAUGAGCAUGUGUGGCUCAGAGAUGUGCAUAGCAACGGAAACUGGUGGCAUAUGGAUCGCUUCGUUACCGGAUCUUCAUCUGAAGACAGUUCCCACUGUACCACAGGCCAUUCAGUCUGUGAUAUAUAUGGCACCGUUCAUUGCCAUAUCUGGUGAUGACGAAUCGACGACAUUAAUCAGUUGUGACGGCUUCCUCGUCGAUUCGUUUGCGAUAGCAGCUAAACAUCUCUGUAAACCUGAAGAUAAUCUCAUUGUAAUGGCCGACGGAACCAGGACAGUGAUAUACGAUGUAGCGAUCAGAAAGAUUGUGCUCGACGAGAAGCGACUGGGAAGAGCCGUAAACGUCUCACCACAGGGUGAUGUGGUUAUACUUUGUGAAGAAGAGCUGGUUACUUUAAGACUGGAGAAGUGCAACACUUAA